AUGGAUACUACUAGGCGUUCGUCAAGGGCCGCUCGAGGCAGCCAACCUUCUCAAUCAACUUCACAUCACUCCUCAGCUUCCUCGAACUCUUCAGGUCGCGCAGAAAGAUCUACUCGUUCAAACAAUAAAGUCGAACCGGCACGAAAGUCGACUCCUUCUGCUUCACUGUCCUCGGAUUCUCCUGACGACGCAACUACGGCCGAAGAUAGUUCCUCGACACGUCGAAAGCGAGGCCGAGCUGAUGGAAGUGAUAAGACAUCAAAGGGACAAUCGGUUGAAGAAGACACAUUAAUUGGGGUAGAUGGGGCAGGCGAUGACGAUGAAGCUGUUCGAUGCAUCUGCGGUCAUGAUGAAAAUCCUGGACCACCAUCACUCGAGGGCGAAGAUAACAAGAAUAAUACAAAAGAUGGAAUUGAUGAGCCCGUCAUAACAGCAGCGGAGUUCACAGAAGAUUUGGCUGGGUUCUUCUUGCAAUGCGACGUUUGCAAAGUCUGGCAGCACGGCGUAUGCGUUGGAAUCAUAAAUGACGAUGCAAGCCCCGACGAAUACUUUUGCGAACAAUGUCGCAAAGAACUUCACAGAAUCCGUACAGCUCCAAAUGGACAACGCUACUCGCUAUACCUUCCUCUUCAUCCAAGUCUCUCCAGAACGACAUCUCGAGCAGGUUCAUUCUCAAAAGACGGCACGAGAUCACCGAAAGACGGCAGGAGUCGCCCCACCUCCAGCUCUACAAGCGCAAAGAGACGCUCGACAAUGAAUAGCAGAGACGCUGCGUACGAUGCAGCUGCAGAAGCAGAACAGAUUCGACAAGCUAUAGCGGCUAGUGUGGCAGAAAAUAACACUGAAAGUGUUGACGGUCGGAGUCGCAAAGCAAAACGAGGCCGAAGUGGUAGCGAAAACAAAUCUGAAGGACCAAAGAGACAGCGAACAGACUCAGCUUCUUCUACACCUGAAGAUGAUGAAAAGCCACAACAAACCACUCAAAGAUCUGUAUCUCAAGCAGUAUCUGAGGACAGCGCGACUUUAACAAAUGGUCGAAACGGAGGCGUCAAGAAGAUUAGGGGAGCGGCAGCUAAGAACCACAGAGAAAAAGAACUAAGGGAAGAACGAGAAAGGUCGAGGGUGGAAGCUGCAACUAAAAGAAAAGGUCGAGCUGAACGUCGAAGGAUCGAAGGUCAGUACACCCCAAUACAUAAUGAUGUAGCAAUAACUCACAGUCACCCAGAUUCAGAACCUAUUGAAGAAACCCCACCGGCAAUCAAGCCUUCAAAUAACAAGACCCCUGAGGUCGCUGCUCAACCCCCAGACCCGCCUCCAGUGCCACAAACGAUAGCACCAGAUACACCCCCUCCAGUUCUGCCACCGGUGUCGCACAAGAAGGGCGGCAGACCUCCUAAUCCUCGGAAGGGCAAAUCGGGCAAGAACCAAUAUACUAAGGACAAGGACGAUAGCGGUGUCGGAUCUCCCAAUCGAUCUCAAUCUAGGGAUAUUCUACGUAUAGACGAUAAUGUGCAGGCGACGAUUAGUAAGGGGUCGAACAAUGAGAGCAAAUCUAGCAAAGCAAAGGCUAGCGUAGGAAGCAAAAUUAGUAUGGCCGAGAUGAGGAAACGUGCCGCAAGUAUUCUUGAUUUCAUAUCCCGAACUCAAGUCGAACUCGCCAGCGAUCCGUUCAUGCUUCCAAGUGGGAGCGGGGCAGAGAAAUUUAUGCGGGAGCUUGUCGAAGAAACUCUCCCUUUAAUACAAGUUAAUGGCGCACAUGGCGCAGAAAGAACAAAGGUGGCCGCAGGGGAAAGCGAUUCGGCAAAGGAAUUCAAAGAUCUAACAUGCCUGGAAAUGAUGGACAUUUUAACUAGACAAUUGGUCAAAUGGCAAAAGGAGUAUGAUGUAUGA
Molecule: messenger RNA, 1890 nt
Organism: Sclerotinia borealis F-4128
Lineage: Eukaryota; Fungi; Ascomycota; Leotiomycetes; Helotiales; Sclerotiniaceae
Source: the annotation of a GenBank genome assembly